Molecule: messenger RNA, 1875 nt
Organism: Aspergillus ruber CBS 135680
Lineage: Eukaryota; Fungi; Ascomycota; Eurotiomycetes; Eurotiales; Aspergillaceae
Product: putative chromatin assembly factor 1 subunit A
Exons: 3
Coding region: 1-1875 (624 amino acids)
Biological process (GO): nucleosome assembly
Cellular component (GO): CAF-1 complex; nucleus
Source: RefSeq, a predicted model, not a curated record
AUGUUAUCAACAACAUACGAAACACCUAGGAAGCGCUCCCUGAACGACGUCGACGAUAGUAUGGACGUGGACUCCGCUGGAGAGAAGAAGAAGGAGACUACCGCAUCAGAACAGAAGUCUCCUGCGGAGAUUGAUAGUGCAGAGAAACCAGCUGCCCAGGAAGCCGAGAUAGCAAAUGCCACAAAACUGCAGCGCGAGGUCAUAAAAGAUAAUGUGCGGGUGGAAAUCCCACUGAAUGCCAUUCCCCCGCCGAAUACGACCACAGAACACUCUGAACAAUCUACCACGCCUGCCGCGAAGAGGCGGAAGGUGUCCGCUGCGAGUAAAGAGGCUAAACAGCAGGAGAAGGAGGCGAAGGAUCGGCAGAAGGCGGAGGAGAAAGCUAAGAAAGAUGAAGAGAAGGCUAAAAAAGAUGAAGAGAAGGCUAAGAAGGAAGAAGAGAAGUUGAAAAAGGAGGAAGAGAAACGGGCGAAGGACGAGGAGAAGAAGAAGCGGGAGGCUGAACGUGAAGAGGAAAAGAAGAAAAAAGAGGCGGAGCGUGAGGAGGAGAAGAAACGAAGGGAGGAGAAGAAGAAGGCCAAGGAGGAGGAAAAGGCCCAAAAAGAAGAAGAGAAGCGGAAGAAGGAGGAGGAGAAAUCGAAGAAGGCGCGGGCGCAAACGAGAUUAAAUUCCUUCUUCGCUAAGCCGAAGAGCUCGACUGAGUCUUCUAGUCCAACUUCCGGCGCGGCGCCCAAGGACUCAUCUAAUAGCGCUGCGAAUGAGGAUACAGCUAAGACUGUAUCAGACUACUACCGCAUUUUCCCCGAAUUUUUUCUGCAGUCGCAUACCGUCGUCGCCCCGCCUCACCGAUUCCAACGGGAUUCAGAAGCUCUAGAAAUCAUGCGACAAAAGGUGGACGAAUCAUUGAAGAACAAUAACGGCUCGCAAGAACCGCCCGUCUUCCGGCCAUCAGAAUUGUUCCGUAUGAUCCCGUAUAAGAGACGACGAGGGAGGCAGGCGACAACGGUCAAGGACAUCCUUCUACAACUUCAACACAUGGGAAGCAGUGGAGAGGGAGCAACAACAGCGGAACCACCGCCAGGCCAACGGCCACAAGAUCUCCUUAAUAAGGUUCGAAUGAAGUCAUUACGAUUUGGCGAGGAUGUCCGUCCGCCAUACCAGGGAACAUUUACAAGAAAUGUCCCCGAACACUCAGCCAAGAAGCUUUCGCGCAAUCCGUUCAGUCGAAGCUUACCGGAAACGAACUACGACUACGAAUCGGAAGCAGAAUGGGAGGAACCCGAAGAAGGCGAGGAUCUAGACUCGGAAGAAGAAGAGGAAAUGAGCGAUGACGGGGAGGACGACAUGGAUGGAUUCCUGGAUGACGAUGAUGACCAGCCCGUUGACGGGAAACGACGGCUUAUCGUGGGUGAUCUUGAACCGCAAAGCUCCGGUCUUCGCUGGCAGGAGAACGAAAUAGACCCGGCUCUGCACAUGUACAAGAUCGAGACGAUUUCAGAUUCGGUUACCUUUCCUAUUGAUCCGUUUUCCACGGUUUACUGGCAGAAACCGUCUAAAACGAAUGAUGCCGCGCUGGCAACUCAGACAUCCAAUUCUAACGGCACAGGAACAGAGGGCAGCAACAAAACUGGCAAUAAUAACGGUUUAGCCAUACUCGGGAGUGGGCCUGGAAAGGCCAAGCGGUCUUUCCCGCCUGAACAGCUUGAGGAGUUCAAGUCGGCUGUGAAUGGGAGUGACCUGAGCAAGCUCGGACUGGUGGAAAUCUUGAAGAAGAGGUUCCCCAAGGUCUCCAAGGAGGUACUGAAGGACACGCUGACGAGUACGGCCACGCGUGUUGGGAGUAAGGAAUCAGAAAAGAAAUGGGUUUGCAAGUGA